GAGCGGAGGCGGGGCUUGGGGCUGGUCGAGCCUCUGGUGGGUAGGUGGGUUCAGACUGAGGGGACUACGGGUCGGCGUUGGGCUCAGCGGACUCGAAACAAAGGACUAUCCGGUAGGGUUUCAACUAGGCACCUUCUGGUUAGUGUCUGAGAGGCGGUCGAGGCUUCUGGGUCAUCCAGUGCCCUCGCGGCGCGGUCUCAGCCGGUUUCUCGUCGCUUCCAUACAGCCAGCGCCGCGUUGGGGGACCCCGCGCAGUGGCACCUGCUGCUGAGGGACCCCGCGGCCCGCCCAGGUGCUCAUGAUGGGGCUGAUCUUCGCUAAACUGUGGAGCCUCUUCUGUAACCAAGAACACAAAGUAAUUAUAGUGGGAUUGGAUAAUGCAGGGAAAACCACCAUUCUUUAUCAAUUCUUAAUGAAUGAAGUGGUCCAUACUUCUCCAACUAUAGGAAGCAAUGUAGAAGAAAUAGUUGUAAAGAAUACUCAUUUUCUUAUGUGGGAUAUUGGUGGUCAAGAAUCCCUACGGUCAUCUUGGAACACAUAUUACUCAAACACAGAGUUCAUCAUUCUCGUUGUUGAUAGUAUUGACAGGGAACGACUAGCUAUUACGAAAGAAGAAUUAUACAGAAUGUUGGCUCAUGAGGAUUUAAGGAAAGCUGCAGUCCUUAUCUUUGCAAAUAAACAGGAUAUGAAAGGGUGUAUGACGGCAGCUGAAAUCUCUAAAUACCUCACCCUUAGUUCAAUUAAGGAUCAUCCAUGGCACAUUCAGUCUUGCUGUGCUUUAACAGGAGAAGGGUUAUGCCAAGGUCUAGAGUGGAUGACGUCCCGGAUUGGCGUAAGAUAACUUUUUAGCUUGAAAGGACUGCUCUAUUUAUUCUAUGACAUGAACAUUUUUCCUAGUACCUUUGGCUGCUGAGGCAGCAGCAUGUUUAAUUUAUAACAACACAAACCUCUAUGAGCAACACUUGAAUCAAGUGCAGCUGAACUGGAACAUAAAAGAUUUUUUCUUAACUUUUUUUUAAAUGCACUAAUCUUCAGUUGGAUGAACAUAAUGCAUAACUGUUUUCAGCAACAGAACUCUUCUGACUGCUUAUUCUGUAUUCUAAUUAUUCAGUGACUGCCUUGUAAAAAAUGUUUGUCAUAUGUUUAAUGUUUUCAAAAGUAUUGUUAUAACCUUUAUGACCAAUUUCUUUCCAUUUAUGAUCACCACUCCCUCCUUCCAGUUUUGACAGAAUUUUAGUGGAAAUUAUCAGGUACUACUUCCAAAUUUUUCCAGCACUAAAUAUUUGUUCUUUUUAUGAAUCAUUUAUCUUUUUGACAGACUUUAUUCUAAAGAAAUAAAUCUGCCUAGAAGAUACAUAUUAGAAAGAUUAACCAUCAUGGAUAUUUGCCUUUAUUUCCCUCACAUAUUGCAUUUCAUGGAAGAAUUAUAAGUUGCUAUUAGCAUGGAAAUUAAGUGGACUAUUAAUUUAUUUAAAGAAAUUGAGUUCACUUUUGUGCUUACAACAUUUGGUAAAAACUAAUCCAGGUAAAAUAUUUAUUUGAAAGCCUGGCAUGGAUGGUAAAUACUGUUGGAUUAAUCUGGUAAUAAUCAGAAAUUAUUAAGGCACACCAGCACUAAAAUUAAAAUAUGACAUCUGAAUCUAUUUUACUAUCAAUUUGCAAAACUCUGUUAUCCACAAAAUUUCAGCUAUUAUUUGAAGAAAACAUUUGGACAGUAACUAAAGCAGAAGUAUGAAUAGUCCUUGUUUUUUUCCUUAAAAUUUAGUGUCUGUAAUAGCAUUUUUGCCACCAGCAGAAUAUUAAAAAACCAUGGGGCUUUCUUUAAAUAUUUUUGAGAAUAUUGUAUGGAGUAGCCUUGAAACAGUUGCCAUCUUUGAGUUAUGUAUACUUCAUGUUCUAAAAUCUUAUAGGAAACUGCUAAAUUUAAUCCUAGCUUUUAUAAUAUUACUAUAAUACUCAAAGUUAGUAUUCUUAACACCACAUAAAUUCAGAAAUCAAAGUGCAGGAAACGUCAUAAUCAAGUUUAUUUAUUGGAUAGCAUUAAAAAGGUUUUGAGGCAGUUGUCUAAUAUGAAUAUGUAAGCAUUGCAUAUUUUCAAUUAAGAGGGAGGACAGGAAUUUGAAUUCUUUUAUUUCAAAUGUGUGAUUUUGCUCUAAAGAAGGUAUAGAACAUAUAUUUAGAGAAUAUUAUUCCAUUCUUGCAGUAUUUUUUUCUUUUGGAUCAAAAAUAAGAUUCAGUGUUCAUAAGAGUAUCAAAAUAUCUGUUCAAAAGUGGUAUUUUAAUUUUAAUGUUUUAUUUGUAAAUGAAUUUAAAUUUUGCUGUUUUCAGGUAUAUUUAGUUUACUAUAUUGAGAUUAAUUAAUUGAGAUAAACUUGAUAACACUUUUCUGAGUUAUUUAGUGGUAGCAUGCCCUCGAACAGAAAAAUGGCCAAGAGAAAGCUUUCUGGACUUUGGAAAAUAAUUAACUUUAUUUUGAACCUUUUAAUUAAUUAUUCUAUACCAAGUAGUGGCUUAGUUUAGUUUUAAUAUAACCCAUAAUCAAGAACAAGUGAGAAAAGUAGAUAUAAAUCAAUACAGAUGCUUUGUGGGGUGUGUGUGUGUGUGUGUGUGUGUGUGUGUGUGUGUUGUGAGUGGUGGUGGUGGAGGGAGAUGGGAAUUAAGAAAAUACCAUUUGCCUAAAGCACACUUUGCCUGAAUUUCUACUUGGUUUUAUUGUUUACUGUAAGUACUAAGAAAAAUUCUCGAACCUAUCCUGAGAGAAAAAGUAUAUUUAGUACUCCAGUAUUCUUAUGAAAUGAUUAUCUGCCUUCAUGUAUCCAAUAAGAUUGGCUGGUUCAGUUCUCUUCUAUCAAAUUACAUGUUUAUUUUUUAUAUUACCACAUCAGCAUUAUAUUGAAAGUGUUUUUAAUAGUUGAUUGUAUUUUGUCAAACAGCUAUACUAGUAGAGUCUAAGAUUCACUAUUUAAUUUUCUAAGUAAUUUUUUAAAACUGUUUUGUUAUUUUUGGAUUAGAAGUGAUCUGUGUUAGCUGUUUGUUGAGGAGGAAGUCAUCAUUCAAGUAGACUUUGUGCCAACGAUUGGGAAAAGUUCAAUUAGGAAGUUCAUACAAAACUUUUUAAAAGGUUUUCGUUAGAUCUUUCCUGUUACAUAGUAUGAAAACUGAUCAUCCUUUACUCCAAGAGAAUGUCUUUACAUAAGCAAGUAUCUAAUACUGAAGCAUUGAUCUUAUUCAUUAUAACAGCCAAUAUAUAUUAUUUGAAAAAUGUAAAUUUGUGAUUAGUGCCUUUAUUCAUAUUUGAGAUAAGUUCUUAAUUUUGUAUUAUACCUGUUCUUUAGAAGUCAGCAGCUAAUUAGUUCAACAAGGGAAUAAUUUGAGCUUUUACCCUCUCUGUUCACUCCACAUAUUGCAUAGCAAAGUUUCUAAUAAGUGGAAAGUAAGAAACCCAACACAUAUUACCUUCAGGAGAUUAUUAUACAUUUUAUUUUUAAUUGGAGGAUAAAGAAUUUAAAGUUUUGUGGGGUUUUUUGUUGUUUAUUUGUUUUGUUUUUUAGUCGAAGAUAGAUACAAUACCUUUAUUUUUUAUUUAUUUAUGUGAUGCUGAGGAUAGAACCCAGUGCUUCACAAGUGCUAGGCAAGCACUCUACCCUAACCCCAAAGAAUUUAAAUUUUAAGGAAAAUAUUUUCAUUGUGUUAAAAUGUACUUGCUUUUGCAAGUUCAAAUAUGGCAUCUUUCUUAAUUCUGAGAUUUUGCUGUUUGAAACUCACUUGAGAACUCUUAGAAUUAACUGUCCUUUUUUAAUAAGGGAAUAUAUUUGAUAUUGUUAAUGUAAUUUAAUUUCUUAAAACCUGAAAUAUUAUAUAUAUAUAUACAUACACACAUAAAAUCUAUUGAAAACUGAGAAUUAAAUAUGUAAUUUUUGCUUUUAAGUUCUUGUGUUAGUAUGCUUAAAGGUAUAUUUUAUUCUGUAUUCAUUAGAGAAAAGAUAAUACAAAUUUCAGUGCUGAAAAUUUCUAAAUGUCACCACCCCUAUAGCCAUAAUCACUUUGAUUAAGCAUAAUUGAACUUUUUUUAUCUCUAAAAUAAAGAGAAAAUAAUUAUUUUCUUAUGGAAGCAGUGAGUAAUAUAGGCAAUGCCAUUUACAGUAGCCUCUGAAGAGCCAUGGAACGCUCAAAGCAAAGAAAAUUUUGAAGAAAACAAUAGAAGCUUUUUUAUUUCUUUUUGCUCUAGUGUUGUAGGACAAAUUAUAGAUGAAAUUGUUUCUGAAUAGCACUCACUUAAUCCAUAAAUGUACUUUAGGAAAGUAUACUAGUCCUGUACAUAUAUAUGUAUAAGUUUUAUUGGCAUUUCUCUUAAAUUCUUAAUUUAUGGCUUUGAACCAAAAAACUUUUAAAUCAUACUCAUUUAUUAUUUGAUUCCUACCCCCUUAUCACUCAUUUAUUAUUCAAACAAGUAGGAAAUUUAAUAACUACUAUUCAACUUAAAUUGAAUUAAUGGCUAAUGAUAAUACAAAAGAGAAAACAAGCCAUAUUGCAUAGAAAAUAAUAUACUGCUUAAAAAACAUUGGUGUAUAUUGGAAAUACCUUCUUCUGGAAAAUUUAUCUCGCUCAUUUUCCUGGCUUUCCUAAUUGGAUGGAAGUGGUUAGUUCAGUUUAUUGCCUAUAAAUGCUACCCCAAACUACAAUUCUGUGUAACUUUUUAGUAUUGAAAAUAUACUGUAGACAGACUGUUCUUGUUUUAUAAAUGUCUGCAUAAAUUUGAAACUUUUUUAUAUUGAAGGUUAAAUUUUCCAGUAGUGUCUCAUCAUUAUUCAUUGAUUUUAACUGUGAAGACAACCCAAAAGCUAGGCUCCUCCUCAAAAAAUGUAUAGUUUAAGAAUUUUGGGUAACCAAAGCUAUUUUAGAAAAGGUCAAUGUGAAAAAUAUGUUUAACUUCUACAUUUUAAAUUUAGGGGAGGAAAUGUAUUCAGUUGGCCUAGAGUCAGCUUUAAAUAUAUGUGCUUUGAUGAAAUGUUUGGAUAGUGUUAAUUUGAAUGCUAUUAGAAACAAAUUCUGAAUAUUUGAAAUUAAAGAUAGAUAUAAAAUCUUCAAAAGGAUAUUAGAUAAGAAAAUGUGAAUGGAAGAAUGAAUUUCUCCCCCUCCUAUUUAAGGCACUUGUAAUUACUAGAAAGUAUAUAAUAGUUUACUGUAGAACUAGUUGACCUGUAUUAUUUUUAAUGUCACCAAAAAAAUUGAAGAUUGGUUACGUUUUCAGAUUUUGGAACUAUAGUCACAUACAGGCAUCUUUUCCCUGCCACCUACCCCCCAUCCCCGCCCCUUAACCAGUAAUCUAUCUAAAUAUUCUCCUGAAAAUGAAGAGAUAAUAUAAUGUGCUCUUCGUGGCUUUUGGAAUAGAAAACAAAGUCCUGGCUAGGGUCAGUGGCACAUGCCUACAAUCCCAGCAACUAGAGAGGCUGAGUCAGGAGGUUCAUAAAUUCAAGACCAGCCCUAAGUGACUUAGCAAGACCAUCUCAGAAUAAAAAAACAAAAAGGUGCUGGAGAUGUCACUAAUGGUACAGUGCCCCUGGGUUCAGUCCCCAAAGAAAAGGAAGAAGAAAGAAAAGAAAAAGGAAAACAACGUUCUGAAAGAGUGGAAAUGUUUUCUUGCACCAACUUGUAAAUUUUUUAUUAAAAAGUUACCUCAUUUUUCAGUCCACAAGGUGCUUUGCUCAAGUUUGUGGGAUGUUACACCAUCCCAUAAUACCCCAUUCACCCAAACUGUGUUUGAAAUAUGCAAAAUUCACAACUAAGGAAUCGAAUUCCUUAAGAGAUUUUUGUUUUAUUCUUAAUUGUUUAUUAUCAGCAGGGCUAACAUGAUGCAUCAGAUUCACAUACAGUUUUCAUUAAAGCAAAUGAGCCAAUACUCAUUCAAUAUUUAAUUAGUUAAAUAGAAUAAGGGAAAGGAAAAUCCUUUAAUUUGAGUGGUUGUAGUAUUCUGUGAAUAUAUUUCCGUCAAUUUUGGUUAAAAUAGCAAAUGACUAUCAUUUGAUCUCAGUUUCUUUGCAUGUUUUAUCCCCUAAAAGACUAUAAUCAUUUUAAUCUUACAUUUUCCCUCAGGAAAUUCAGGGACUUGAAACCCCUCUUUUAUUCUCUUGGAGUAAACUUUCAGUGUGGAUUAUGAAAUUUUUUAAUUUUGGUUUUUAAAAAGUUGAGCUACUGUUUCAUUGAAAGUGUGAAAUGAUGGUUGUUGUUAUUUUUUUCAGUUAUUGGAUUGUUAUAAACUUUAUCAUGUUCAUCUAGUCCACAGAGCAUAAUUAAAAAAAAAAAACUAAAAGCAGUUACAGCCUUGCUCUUGCACUCUAAUCAGAGUGUAAUGAUUAUAAUCACACAUUGCCAUCUUAACAUAAAUUGGUGCUUUAGACCAUUAAAGAGGAAGCUUUAGGUCCCAUAUUCAAUAUACUUCUUGCCUCAGAAUGUACAACUACAUUAAAAUGUGUGUAUUUAUAUUUAUGUUCAUUUUUUAAAAUUUAAAUUGUAUCCAUAAAGAUUCAAGCUUUUUGCAAUAAACAGUAUAUCUUAGUUAAUCAGCCUAAACAAAUACAAAUGGCAUUAUAAGGUCAAAAUUUUGAGUCAGAUCUCUCUGUGGGCCCCCUGCAGUAGUUCUGAGGAAAGAAAAAAUACCCUUCACACCACAAAUUGCUCUGAACCCUAACCAAGCAACUGAAAUGUAUGCCAUUGGUUCAAGAUUAUAAGCAUUAACCAAGAAAAUUGCAAAGGUAAUUAAUGAUUCACAUCAUCACUUCCUACAAAUGGUUCAAAGCAUGUUCUUCUGAUGGUGGGUUGUUUAAAAGACGUGUUUUUGUCAUUUUAAUACUUUAUUACUAUUGUGAAAUGCAUUUUAUAUGUUAAGUUCAGGUGGCUGGUUCUCAUGAUUAUUUCUACAAUUACGUCAUAAUGAGUUGCUUGCAUGCCUACUUAUCUAAGUAAAAGGAUGCUGUUUGCUCUGGAAUGUUCAUCUUUUAAACAGGUUUUGGGUCAUUUACAAUCAUGGUGCAAUAUAGUGUAACAUUCAUUUGUUUUCAGUCAACAGUUUUAUUUUUGUCAUAAUAAAUAAUUACUUUUCCAAUA
Ictidomys tridecemlineatus (thirteen-lined ground squirrel) is the source of this 7104-nucleotide messenger RNA. It is a transcript of the gene Arl5b, whose product is annotated as ARF like GTPase 5B. NCBI's taxonomy places the organism in Eukaryota, Metazoa, Chordata, Mammalia, Rodentia, Sciuridae. Gene Ontology annotation, molecular function: GTP binding; GTPase activity. The record is from RefSeq and is a predicted model, not a curated record.